This is a messenger RNA of Erigeron canadensis, 1551 nucleotides long. RefSeq lists its product as uncharacterized. Gene Ontology annotation, molecular function: zinc ion binding; nucleic acid binding. The record is from RefSeq and is a predicted model, not a curated record. The transcript is spliced from 2 exons. NCBI's taxonomy places the organism in Eukaryota, Viridiplantae, Streptophyta, Magnoliopsida, Asterales, Asteraceae. The coding region runs from base 1 to 1551 and encodes 516 amino acids.
AUGGUUUCAUCUCAAGAUGAAGACGGAUCGAGUCAUGGCAAGAACACAAGUGUGUCGAUUGAGGAACUAAGUCAUGAUUACAUUAGUGAGCAAAUCGGGAAGGCUUUGGAGAAUUUUUCUCCAUUUAUCGUUAAAAAGUUAAACGAGACCCUUGAGGGCGCAAUGAGUGAUACUAUCGCCAUCAAGAUAAGGGAAGAAGUUGCCUCCACGGUACAAGAAGAAUUUGAUAAACGAUUCCCAAAAGAAAAAGUACCGGAAAAUCAAGACGCUAAGGAACGUCCGAAGCCUAAGAAUGAGAAGCCUUAUGAUCUUAAGAGCUUCACCAUUGCUAACCCACCCAAAUACAAUGGGGAUCCCGACCCAAUUGUGAGCACAAGAUGGGUAAACGAGGUUGAGGGAGCCUUCCGCAUCACAAAGACUCCACCGGAAGAUAAGACCUUGUAUGGGUCAAGCUUGUUAUGUGAUAGGGCUAAGUUGUGGUGGGAUGGUGAAAUUGUCAAGAAGGGUAAGGAGGCAACGGUAGGAUUGGAAUGGGCUGAUUUCAAAGUAGCCUUCUUUAAAGAGUUUCGAUCAGAAGCUGAUGUGACUAGGCUUAGGAACGAGUUCAUGAAUGACUCGCAAGAUGAUCGGCUGUUAAAGGAGCAUUUUUAUCGCAAACUUCGCAAAAACAUUCGAGAGAAGAUUACGUUACUUCAAAUCGAAUCAUUUACACAAUUGGUUGAUGUGGCUAGGUGGCAUGAGGUUGAACAAGGCAUGCCGGAUGAUGAGACCUCCAAGAGAAAGACGGAACAAAGUAACUCUCCAAACAAGAAGUUCCUGUCUAGUGGUCGUUUGGGGGGUGGUUCGAAUAGGAAAAACAUUCCCACUUGCAAUAAUUGUGGGAAACAUCAUUCCGGAGUUUGUUUAUUACCAUCAAAGAAAGGAUGUUUCAAUUGUGGCCAACCGGGUCACAUUAGCCGAGAUUGUAAGUUCUCUCCAAGCAAGCCUACCGUUUGUUUCAAAUGCUUCAACGAAGGACACAUGAAGAGUGCUUGCCCUUUGUUGACGGAGGAAGAAAGGCAAGCCGAAGCAAGAAAGGCUAAUGAAGGAAAGUUGGCGAAACAAGUAGGGAAUCCGAGGGGAAGAUCGUUCCAAAUCUCGGAAGCUCAAGCUAAAGAAUCCACCGAUGUCGUGUCAGGUACCUUUCUAGUUCAUGACACACCCGCUAAGAUUUUAUUUGAUUCCGGAGCAAAUCGUUCCUUUGUUGCUACUCGAUUCACUAAUUGCAUCCCUUUACAAUUGUCUUUUCUUGAACCCCCUUUGUUGGUGGAGGUAGCGGGUGAUCAAACCUACAUGAUUAAAAAUGUGUAUCUAGGUUGUAGUUUAACCAUUAAUUUCGAAAUUUUCAAAGCUAAUCUUAUUCCGAUGGGUUUGGGAGAAUUUGAUGUGAUUUUGGGUAUGGAUUGGCUUGGCCAACAUAAGGCAAAUAUUUGUUGUACCGAUAAAAGUGUUCACCUCAAAGCUCCUAACGAUAGGGAUAUGGUCAUUUACGGUGAAAGAAAUUUGUUGUAA